Molecule: messenger RNA, 1333 nt
Organism: Marmota monax (woodchuck)
Lineage: Eukaryota; Metazoa; Chordata; Mammalia; Rodentia; Sciuridae
Gene: Pgam5
Product: PGAM family member 5, mitochondrial serine/threonine protein phosphatase
Exons: 6
Coding region: 13-882 (289 amino acids)
Biological process (GO): positive regulation of mitochondrial fission
Cellular component (GO): mitochondrion
Source: RefSeq, a predicted model, not a curated record
GCGGACUGCGGCAUGGCGUUCCGGCAGGCGUUGCAGCUGGCGGCCUGCGGGCUGGCCGGGGGCUCGGCCGCCGUGCUCUUCUCGGCCGUGGCGGUGGGCAAGCCGCGCACCAGCGGGGACUCGGAGCCGCGGGCGGCGGAGGCGCCGGCCUGGGCGGGGGGCGCGCGGCCGUGCCGGGGCGUCUGGGACCCCAACUGGGACAGGCGAGAGCCACUCUCUCUGGUCAACCUGCGGAAGAGGAACGUGGAAUCUGGAGAGGAGGAGCAGGCGUCCAGGCUGGACCACUACAGGGCGAAGGCCACAAGGCACAUCUUCCUCAUCAGGCAUUCCCAGUACCACAUGGACGGCUGCCUGGAAAAGGACCGCACUUUGACCCCACUAGGUCGGGAACAAGCUGAACUCACGGGGCUCCGACUUGCCAGCCUGGGGUUGAAGUUUAGUAAAAUCAUCCAUUCCUCCAUGACCCGUGCGGUGGAGACCACAGACAUCAUCAGCAAGCACCUGCCAGGCGUCUCCAGAGUCAGCACAGACCUGCUGCGGGAAGGUGCACCCAUCGAGCCCGACCCUCCUGUGUCUCACUGGAAGCCAGAGGCUGUGCAGUAUUACGAAGAUGGUGCCCGGAUCGAGGCUGCUUUCCGGAACUACAUCCACAGGGCAGAUGCCAAGCAAGAGGAGGACAGCUAUGAAAUCUUCAUAUGCCAUGCCAAUGUUAUCCGCUACAUUGUCUGCAGAGCGCUGCAGUUCCCUCCAGAAGGCUGGCUCCGUCUCUCCCUCAACAAUGGCAGCAUCACCCACCUCGUGAUCCGACCGGAUGGCCGAGUAGCACUCAGGACCCUUGGGGACACGGGGUUCAUGCCCCCCAACAAAAUCACCCGGUCUUGAGGGCCCCUCUGGGACUCCACCCUUCUCUGCGUGCAGCCUGGUUCAGCCUUCCCUCUUGUUCCUUGUCCAGGCUGCAGUGCAGCUUUGAGGAAGAGGCUGUGGAAUGUCUCAGAUGCUGGGGACACUUGUGUCUGGCCCACUGAAAGGGAAACCUUCAGGCCAGACAACCUGACUUCCUUCCUUUGGCCUGCCAGGACAGCCCCAUGGGUGUGGGGUGAGGACCUUCUCAGGCAAGAGGACAGCCUGUGCUGGGCUUUGAAUAAGCCCUGCUUGCCAUCCCUCUGGACCACCAUGGCAGGCCUGCAUGGGUGGCCACAGCAGCAAGUGACUCUGGGCUCCGCCUAAGCUGGUGCAGCAGGACAAGCUUUCUAAACAACUCAUUUCAUUCACAUGUUCUUAUUCUGAAAAGCCUUUGUCACUUCAGUGUUCGUCAAUUAAAACCUAUUCCUCA